AUGUUUUUAAAAAAAAUAUUUUAUGCUGCACUGACCCAAUAAAUGGUAUAUUCUUUGAAAAACAAAAGGUUACCUACUGCAGCUUUAAAUCAAAACCUCCAGUCUAAACGAACACUCAGUAGACUACAAAUGAGACACACGCUCUGCGCAAGUGUGGCGCAGUCAGUGCCCUCCUGAGCUCGACCAUGCUCACAGAGCAGAAGUACUUGCAUGCAGCUGGCCACCGCCUCGCAUUGCGCUACUCUGCAGAGACUAUGUAGACUAUGCAGUAAAGACACUAUGAUGGCCACUCGCCGCGUGCAUGCGCUAACAUAACACUAUUCAUACCGACAAAUAUGAAUCAUGCAUCUGACGCUUCUCUUCAUUUUGCUCGUGAGCAUCUUCGUUUCCGGGUUGCAGUCUGUAACGACAGCGCCGCGCGUGGAGAAUGAGUCUGCUGGGGAUGCUGUGUCAGUGCGGGUGGAGCAGGAUGCCACUGCACCACCUUCCACACACAAUGGGAGCACCCAGGAGGCUGAACACACCAUCACAUAUCCAUCUCGCCUCAUUUACUACAUUAACGAGGAAUCUGAGAGCACUUACCAUAACCUGAACACUCAGACCAAGAUCCCGGGCCAGCAGGGCCAGGUAGUCCAUUUGGCUCAAGCCAGUUUUCAGCUUGAGGCUUUUGGAUCCAGAUUCAUACUAGACCUCAUAUUAAACAAUGACCUACUAUCCUCCGAUUAUGUGGAGAUUCACUAUGAGGAAGGAAAACCUAUCAUGUCUAAGGGUGGAGAGCACUGUUAUUACCGUGGCCAGGUGAGAGGGAAUGUGGCAUCUCGUGUAGCCCUGUCAACUUGUGACGGCUUGCAUGGCAUGUUUGAUGAUGGCGUUUAUGUGUAUUUUAUUGAGCCUAUGAAACACUCGAUUGAUGGUGCUGCUAGACCCCACAGACUGCAGAGGAUGGCCAGCUUUCUAAGCCCUCAUGACCCCAAGGAUGCAGAUGAGGAGGGCCAACUGGAUGACAUGGCUUGGCUGCAGCGCAGGAAAAAGCGUGCUAUGCCAAGAAAUGUGUUUGAGGAGAUGAAGUAUAUCGAACUCAUGAUUAUCAGUGACCACAAUAUGUUUAAAAGACAGAAGACCAAGCAGCAAACCCGGAACUUUGCGAAGUCAGUGGUCAAUCUGGUGGAUGCUGUCUUUACAGAACAAUUGAACACACGUGUGGUCCUGGUUGCUAUGGAAAUAUGGACAGACAAGGACCAUAUUCCAAUCGGAGUGAUGCCAUUGGACAUGCUGCGAGACUUCGCGAAAUACCGACAGCAGCACAUAAAACAGCAUGUAGAUGCAGUGCACCUGUUCUCUAAUGUGACGUUUCACUACCGUCAGAGCAGCGCUGCAUUCUUCGGAGGCAUGUGUUCACUCAGCCGUGGGGUUGGAGUGAACGAGUAUGGAUCUGCAUGGACUGUGGCUGUCUCACUGUCCCAGAGUCUGGCUCAGAACUUAGGCAUUCAAUGGGAUCCUGCAUACAGCAAGAAUAAGGAGUGUGGCUGUGUUGACUCAUGGGUGGGUUGCAUCAUGGAGGACACAGGAGUGCAGCACCCACGAAGGUUUUCUAAGUGUAGUAUUUCAGACUAUAAAGAGUUCCUUCUGAAAGGUGGAGGUUCGUGCCUAUUCAAUAGGCCCAACAAGCUGUUUGAGUCGACUGAGUGUGGGAAUGGCUACGUGGAGGUGGGAGAGGAGUGUGACUGCGGUGUAAGAGCUGGAUGCUAUAAGGAAUGCUGCAAAAAGUGUUCUUUGUCAAAUGGAGCGCACUGUAGUGAUGGGCCUUGCUGCAACAGCACUUGCCUGUUUUACCCAAGAGGCUUCAGUUGUCGCUAUGCAGUGAAUGACUGUGAUAUUUCAGAGACCUGCUCAGGAGACUCUGGACAGUGCCCUCCUAACCUCCACAAACAGGAUGGCUCAUUAUGCCAUCUUGACCAGGGACGCUGCUAUAGUGGAGAGUGUAAGACCAGAGAAAACCAAUGCAAAUAUGUGUGGGGUCCAAAAUCUGGGGGGUCGGAGAAGUUCUGCUAUGAGAAGUUGAACACAGAAGGAUCUGAGAAAGGGAACUGUGGGGAAGAUGGAGAGAAAUGGAUCCAAUGUGGAAAGCACGAUGUGUUCUGUGGGUAUCUGCUGUGCACUAAUGUUGGGCCAAUACCCCGCAUCGGAAGAAUAAAGGGAGAGAUCACGCCCAUAUCCUUUAACCACCAGGGCCGACUGAUUGAAUGCAGUGGCGGUCAUGUGUUAUUGGAUGAUGACACUGAUCUGGGUUACGUGGAGGAUGGGAUGCCAUGUGGGCCAUCCAUGAUGUGCCUUGACCGUAAAUGUCUGCCCAUCCAAUUCUUCAACAUGAGUGCCUGUCCUACCGGGCCCAACGGCCGCAUCUGCUCAAACCAUGGGGUUUGCAAUAAUGAGGCGACAUGUACGUGUGAUGUGACAUGGGCGGGAACUGACUGCAGCAUACCCGACCCUCCUAAACAGCCCGCUUCCAAUGAAGACGAAGAACCACGGGCAAAUGUGGCCACUAACAGGCUGAUAGGGGCUCUAGCAGGGACUGUUCUGGCCCUGGGGGUUCUGUUUGGAGGAACUGGGUGGGGACUUGAGUAAGCAAUUUUUUCCAUGGUGCUGCUGCCCUGUGUGUGACAGUGCAGUGACCUGCCUAUGCUGGUGUGUGACUGUGUUUGUGUAUAUGUGUAGUGGCUGUAGUAUGUAGCUUGUAACCAUGGUGAUGUGAGUGUUUUUCCUAAGUCUGUGUGGUAUCCUGUGAUUGAUUGUAAGAACCUCUUUCCAACUAUCCUGUCCCAUUUUUGUCAUUUGACUGUUGCUAUACAUCUCCUGCUGUUUGAGAGCAUAGAUACUGGCAUUCAUAUCAGUAAAAUCUAAUCUCUCAGGUUUUUGGGACUCAACUCAUCAGGCAUUGCAUGGGGUUGUGUUAAUUUAGGGUUCAGAAACACUAAGGUAAUCCACUGAGCUACCACAUGUGGACUAGACAGUAUAAGCUCAUUAACCAAAAACUGAUCAGUAACAGAUUUGCACUACUGUACUAUACGCGUGUGUCUAAAUGAAAAGCAAUUAAUCUGUUAGACUACAAAUAUAGUUGUGAUCUAUCAUUGCCUUAAAGCCAUGUCUGAGGCCUCUUCAUUGCACUGUCUCACCUUUUUCCCAUGAGCUGGUGCACUUCUGGCAUUAAGUCCUGCCAUGGGUAUUGUUUGGAUUACUGCAUUAGCAUCAGUAGUUAUAUAUUGCAGUGGCUUUGCUCCAAAAUGGGUGGGAACUGAACAAAUCUUUACAUUUACAUUAUACUCACAUGACACUUUUAUACAAAGCAACUUACAUUUGAGACAGGACACAACUGAGCAGUUGAGGGAAUAAGGGUCUUGCUCAAGGGCCAAGUCUUCCAAAAUGUCUCACCAGGAAAAAUCCUGGAGUUCUUAUUGAAUAUUAAAGUGACCUAAUAUAGCUGCUGUUGUUGACGCUGCUGAAAUGUUGUAAGAUUUUAUUGUUGUAAUGCUGUACGAAUUACUGGAAUGCCCUGCUUUACCUACCUUGAUCUUGCCAUGAAAACAGCCAUUGAUGCUGGCAUGGCAUUAAAAGAACAAUGAAUAAAUAAAUAAACUUGCUCAAGGGCCCAACAGUGGCAGUUUGGCCAUACUGGGUUUUGAACUUGCAACCAGCAGCCCAUAGCCUUAACCACUGAGCCAUCAUAUCCCUGUUGAGAUACCACUGCCCUCUUACAACAAGCAAUUUAAUAUUCAACAUUAAACAAAAAUGGAUGGUUCUCAAAACAUGUUUACGGCGACUUUAAUUUCUCUACCAGUAGGUACUAGCAUUUUAUUUAUACACACAUACAUUUUGCCUAUGUAAUGUUUAAGUGAUGACAUCAUCACAGUUUUUAUGGUGGCAUGCUACAUGGUAAAAAAAAAAUUAUUUGCAUAGAUAAUCUGAGGUUACUGGGAAAUAAAUUUCCACCUGCUGCUAUCAUUUAGGAAUGUGAUAUUCGUAUCACAAAUAACUUAACUGUGUACAAGUGAAGUUUUCUUUGGAAAUGUUUAUAGAUUUAUUAGUAGGUCUUUUCUAUAUCGCUAUAAGUGCAAAUUAAAUAUAAUUAGAAUUCAAUGAUUAUUUAAGAACAGCAGUAGAACUGCUUAGCUAGGCAGAUGUAGAUAUUUUUGUACAAAGAGGUUAACCUGCUUGAAGAAACAAGCGUGAUUGUGUCUUGCAACUUUAAACUUUUUAUAACUAUAUUAAUAAACAGCAGUUGAACUUAAUAGUUUGAGUUUUAGUCAAAUUAAAAAUAUAUAUAUUUUCCCAUGCUGCCCCUCCGCAACAGGACCUAGUGCCACCAACCUGAUCAUUGGCUCCAUCGCUGGAGCCAUCCUGGUGGCAGCCAUAGUGCUGGGAGGGACAGGCUGGGGCUUUAAGUAAGGACUGGCCUGCUUGUGUUUAUCUUGCAGAUUACAACAUCAAUUUGUCUUACACACUCCAGGAGUUGGGCUUCUGCUAUAGACAACAAAACAGUCUGAAUUUGAAACCGUAAUCUAUCUCAGAGAAAUUUCCUGUUAUUUCUAAUAGUUCGGUAUUAGGAGAGGUAACAUUUAAACUGUGGCAGAACCUCAAAUGAACUGGAAAUGUGUGGUUAAAAGCUUGCCAUGCAUGCUAAAUAUAAAACUUCAGCUGAGAUACAUGCAGGCUUCUCUACCUGGGCACUGAUGUUAAAAUACAGGCUUGAAGUAUUUGAUACAAACCUUUGCGGCACCUGAAGUUUUAGUAAUCAUAUGAUAUUUAAAGCAUAUUUUGUUAUUAUGACUGAACUGUCCCUGAUCAUUUGCCACUGACCUCCUCCAGUGUUGGGUAUGAGGUUCACUGAGCAUUUCAUUGUGCACAUUAGCCAGAAACUUGUUAAUGAUAUGUGCCUAUACUACUGCAAGGACCUGGCAUGGUAUGGCCGAGGUCAGAAAAGAUGGCAGAUCAUGUCACUUCUUCUUCCUCUUUCUCCUUGUGAAGUUGCAAAGGAAAUGCAUCAUUGUGCCUUCAUCAUUGGGUUGAAAGUCAUGGUAUUGUUCUAGACAUCAUUUUGAGGCAUGGUCCCUUUCAGCAUCCAAAUCUUCCUUCUCACCAAUUUUUUGGACAUCAUGAAAAUACACUAUUGCUUCUUGUGAAAAUAUUGUAAUAUGUAUAAUGACUUUUGCAGAGGACUAUUGCACAGUUUAGUGAUGAAGCUCAACACUAUGUAAUAUAAGCACUUGGACAAAAAUUAUUAACUUGUCUAUAAUUAAGACCUUCCCUUGCCUUAAUCUCAGUGCCAGUCCUCUCAAGUCAGGAUUCCAUGUGUGUCCUAAGAUCAUUCCUGUUCAUUUUAGUCCACUCAUCCACUGACUGGUACAAAUCUCAAUUUAAGCACUGUGCAUGCUUCAACAUAUAGGACUGCAAAUGCAUGAUUUUGUCCACUUCCCAGAUCCAGGUGUAAAUUUACAGUUUGCAUGUAGCUGUCAAAAGAAAAGUGGGUCAAGAACUGAACAGUGUUUUUGUCAUGUUGAACACUAUUAAGUAUAUUAUUGUAUGAAACUCAUUGUCCAUUGUAUGAAACUCAAGUUUUAACCAUAGUAUCUAACCCAAGUAUUUUUGUCUGUUUUUCUCUAUCAUCUGAAUGGCAAGAAACGUCAAAAAGCGAAGGUAUGAUCCAAACGCAUCCGCCAUCUAGUGGAGAAAAUGGAUGGUGAUCCUCCAAAGCUUCUUAAGUAAUCUACAGCUGGACUACAAUUUUUGCUGCUCUUUCUGACAUUAGUUAUAAAUAUAAUAUAAAAUAAAAUAUGAUAUACAGUAGAUAACAAAACCACAUAUUAGUUGUGUAGAAAUGCAGCUUCUCAGCUCUGCCCUCUUUCACAUCCCAAGCUCACUGAGAUGGUUUAAUUGCCAGGUUUCAUCUUUCAUAACGACCAAUCCCACUUUCAUCAUCUUAUCACAGAGCACCAGCUACUCUGACAUCCUGGGCAAAGGGCUGCAUGGCUACCUAUGCUUACUGAUACUUGACAGAAAAGAGCAGUAAACCCUCUGAAAGGCAAAGGAGAAAAUGCCCUUUCACACCUAUAGGAGAACAGAUAUGCCAUUGCUCUGGUACUACAUCAGUGUGAGGUAGGGUGAGUUCCGCUCAGUGAACUGCAGUUACUCUGGGACAGAUUGUACGUCGCCACAGACUGCGACUUCCUCAGUGGUUUAUUACAUCAAGUUGAACCCAGCUGCAUAUAGGCCUUAACGUAUUACACAUAUCACAUAGAGACAUGGAGUAGACUGGACUCUACUGCUGCACAGACAGAGAAUGAGUUAAGGUGCUGAUCUGUAAGAUGAUUUACACUGACUGUUUCAGCAUUAUGUUUUGCUUUUAAUAGAGCAUGCUAUAGAGUAGGCAUAGUUUGAAACAGUCAUACAAUCAAAUUUGCUCCUUCACGUUCAACACAAAUAUAUAACUGUAGUUUUAAAUCUCAGAUUCAGAGGUGUUGUAUACAAAUAUAUUUCAGGUGAGGGAUUGCUGAGGGAAUCAAACUGGAUAAGCCAAUACGAUUCUUCUUGCAGUUGUUGAGUUUGAUCCUCACAGUGACUUAAAGCCAAAGAAAUAUUUGCAGGCUUUUGGGUGCCUAAAGGAGAACUCUUUUCCCCUUGUAAUAUGUUGGAUUAGACACGGAGGAGGUUUCCAAUUAAACACAAAAAGAAAUCCUUGACAGUUUGCCAUAUCACAUUCUGGGGAGGUGUCAAGUAACAGUAAGUCAAAAAAGUGACUUACAUACAGUAUAAACUUGAAGAUGUUUCAACGCUCAUCCAUUUCUGAACCAAUUCAGUUCGUCUAAACUGCUGAAGCCAUCAUGAGUAGAGUCAACUUCUUCAAAAUGACACUGCAGGUCCUGUCAAUUUGACUUGCUGGUGCUAAACAAUUUGGUGCCCUGGAAGACUGAAAACCUUUAUCCUGGGGUAACGUGUAAUUACAUAUACAUGUUUAAUUUUGACCUUAGAUGAGGUCUUGUACCAAUUUCGUGGCACUUCAUUUAGCUCUCUUUGCUAAGCCUGUAGGGUGCAAUUGCUUUGCUGCAUGCAUUCACAAUAGUUGACUUACUACUAUAUAAAGAAGUCCCCAAACCAAUAAGAAACUUAUACCACAGAAGGAUACGUGUGCAUGUCAGCUACAGAACAUCUAACUUUUAUUUACUAUGCAAAAAAGAAAAAAAAUAUUGCACAAACUCAGAGUUGUUGGAUGUGAUAAUAAGUUCAAUGCCAUUAUAUACAAAACCAGGAUCGCCAGUAAGGUCAUCUUCUUCUUCUUUUUUUUAUAUUAGCCAAACUAUUAAAUGUAUUGUUGCACUUCAUACUAAAGAAGAAUUGUUGGCAGAAUUCAUGUAGGUAUUGAAUGAAUGUAUUUUAAUUUAAUGGGAGCGAAUGUAUUGUGUCGGGUUUUGAAUAAAUCCGGUAAUUAUUUCCUUGUCUGAUAUUUCAGGUGAGGUUUUAAGGUCUCACUUUUUAAAAAUGUAAUGCUUUAUUUUUCAUUAAAUACUGACUAGUCCUCUGUUGUGAGCAGAGGACAAACACACUUACCGCCUUUAUUCACAGUACAUGAACAGAAGUUCAAUCAAAUAAAAAACAUAAUGAUCAAUAAACUGAAAAUGUUUUACAUUUCAA
Ictalurus punctatus (channel catfish) is the source of this 7683-nucleotide messenger RNA. RefSeq names its product disintegrin and metalloproteinase domain-containing protein 23 (gene adam23b). Bases 343 to 2625 code for a protein of 760 amino acids. The record is from RefSeq and is a predicted model, not a curated record. Gene Ontology annotation, molecular function: metalloendopeptidase activity. Lineage: Eukaryota; Metazoa; Chordata; Actinopteri; Siluriformes; Ictaluridae. The transcript has 25 exons. Gene Ontology annotation, biological process: proteolysis. Gene Ontology annotation, cellular component: presynaptic membrane.